AUGGACAAGGAGAUCUUCUUCGAUCCCAAGCUCACCCGGGACGACCGGCUCGUCCUCGAGAGCCUGGCCCAGGACAUCCGGGUUCAGGAGAGCCGCCGCAACACCAAGAGCUCAGCGGCAACAUCAAAGGCGGCCAAGCCCACAGGCAGCGAUGAAGAGGCCCUGGUGGCCCUCAUGGAGAGCACCAACACCCCUGGGACCGCCGACUUUGAGCCCACCGUCUUCACGAGCUGGGACUAUGCCGACAUUGACUGGAAGAAGCCCUUCAACGCCUGGGUGCUCGCCCCCUAUGUCCGCGUCGCGCGCGGCAUCGUCCGCAAGGAGACGGACGUGGUCAUGCUCACGCACAUUCUGCUCUACUUCACGACAUCGGUGCCCAGCGCGCUAGCCCUCUUCUUCUGGCACUUCAGCUGGCUGCACGGCAUUGCCCACUUUGUCAUGCAGGCAACCUUUGUCGGCACGUACACGCUCAUGAUGCACCAGCACAUUCACAUGCGCGGCGUGCUGGCCAAGCGGUGGGCCCUGUUCGACGGCCUGUUUCCGUACAUUACGGAUCCGCUGAUGGGCCACACCUGGAACACGUACUACUAUCACCACGUGAAGCAUCACCACAUUGAGGGCAACGGGCCCAACGACCUCUCGUCAACCCUCCGCUUCCAGCGCGACAGCCUCCCGCACUUCCUCAUGUACCUGGGCCGGUUCUACUUCUUCAUCUGGUUCGAUCUGCCCUUGUACUUUAUGCGCACACGCAAGUAUGUUCUUGCGGGCAAGGCGUUCUUCUGGGAGAUGGCCAACUACUCCUUCUUUGUGACGCUGUUCCGCAUCAACCCCAGGGCGACCUUUUGCGUGUUCCUCAUGCCGUUCUUCCUGAUGCGGCUGGGUCUGAUGGUGGGCAACUGGGCGCAGCACGCUUUUGUCGACCACGAUGAGCCGGACUCGGAUUAUCGCUCGAGCAUCACCCUGGUUGAUGUCCAGAGCAACCGCCACUCUUACAACGACGGUUACCACACCUCGCACCACCUCAACCCGCUGCGGCACUGGCGCGACCACCCCAAGUCCUUCCUCAAGGGCAAGGAGCAGUACGCCACACAGGGUGCCCUGGUCUUCCACAACAUCGACUACAUGGUCCUCACGGUCCGCCUGCUCAUGAAGGACUACAAGACGCUCGCGAAGUGUCUGGUGCCCAUCGGAGCCGAGCAGAUUGCCAUGACCAUGGACGAGCGUGCGGCGUUUCUGAAAGAUCACACGCGGCAGUUCACCGAGGAGGAGAUUGCCCGCAAGUUCAACGUCAAGGGCGGCGCUUCCGCAACAACGAUGGCGAAAUGA
This is a messenger RNA of Microdochium trichocladiopsis, 1326 nucleotides long. RefSeq lists its product as uncharacterized. Gene Ontology annotation, biological process: lipid metabolic process. Bases 1 to 1326 code for a protein of 441 amino acids. The record is from RefSeq and is a predicted model, not a curated record. NCBI's taxonomy places the organism in Eukaryota, Fungi, Ascomycota, Sordariomycetes, Xylariales, Microdochiaceae. The transcript is spliced from 3 exons.